AUGACUGGACCAACAACACCUGGGCAAGAGGGCCCCUCUUUCGCACCCCCUCCAUUACCUGAAGGCUGGAUAGCUCAGUGGGAUGGAAACUCAAAAAAAUAUUACUUCGUUCAAUUAUCGACUAGAGUUACUCAAUGGGAAAUACCCACACAUUCUGCACAUCUAGAAAGUAAUAUGCAGACGAAAAAUAUGGAGAUCUCACAAUCUCAUGCCCGGCCCACAUCGGGGCAAUAUCUCGAUGAGGGUAAGCCACAUGAAAGCAGCCAAACUCGGGCACAGGAAGAACCGGGAGAGACAAAUGAUCGAAGCCUGAAAGGGAAUAUAGGGAAAUUCGCCAUGAAUCAACUCCUUAAUGGAGGAAGCAAGAAGACAAAUAAUUCCAGCAACAGUGGUGGAUUAGGGGCAUUGGCAGGUCAAUUUCUGGGCGGGUCAUCUCACAGUGCAACUCAGAAACCAAACAAUAGCGGGGGUGGCUUAGGGGCUCUAGCAGGCCAAUUUCUGGGCGGGUCAUCUCACAGUGCAACUCAGAAACCAAACAAUAGCGGGGGUGGCUUAGGGGCUCUAGCAGGCCAAUUUCUGGGUGGAUCAUCCCACAGCGCAAGUAGCAACAGCGGAACUCAUCAAUCUAACAAUAGUGGAGGCGGCAUAGGGGCUCUAGCAGGCCAAUUUUUGGGUGGUGGGAAGAAACCAACAAAGAGUAAUCACGAUGCUUCUCACUCUCACCAACAUUCCCAAUCCUAUCAACCACCUCACGGCAAUCAACCACCUCACGGCAAUCAAUCACCUCAUGGUCAUCAAUCAUCUCAAAGUAGCCACGGCGGUCUACUAGGUACAGUAGAUCUAUCCAAGCAUUCUAAUAAUGGAUUCGGGUAUUCACAAAGCGGAACCCCUCAUGGACCCUAUUCUGGUUCUGCACCACAAAAUCCUUAUCAGCACGGUCAAAGCUCAACCAGUCAUUUCCAUAACCCAACCGGCUCAUUCCCGGAUCCAAAUAACCAUCAAAACCACCAAUACAAUCAAAACCAGCACAACACAGGUCAACAACACAAUCCACCGCAUAGCUCUGGUCAAUCUUAUGGUAUACCCAGCCCAGGCAACGAUCAACAUUUCGGAAAACAACAUACAAGCUACGGGCAACAGCACCAUCCAUAUAACGAAAAUGGUCCUCCACCGUACCAGGCAACACAAGGACAACAGACUUCUGGGCAUGGAUACGGGUCCCCCCAAUAUUCUGAAUAUGCAUCAACCAAUGGGAAUCAUUCGUCAGGCCACAGUGGUCCAUACAUGAAUACGACCACGCGCCCAGAUCAACAUCUACAUCAGCAUCAAAACCACCAACAAGGAUCAUAA
Blumeria graminis f. sp. triticale is the source of this 1350-nucleotide messenger RNA. NCBI's taxonomy places the organism in Eukaryota, Fungi, Ascomycota, Leotiomycetes, Helotiales, Erysiphaceae. The record is from the annotation of a GenBank genome assembly.